AUGGAGGACGCUGAGAAGCAAACCGAUGCCUCGGGCAGCAGGCCCCAGGACCUCAAGGCCCCAGAUGCCCGAGCCGGCGAGAUUGUGCCCACGGGCGGGCUGAAGCGGGACAUGCAGGCGCGCCACAUCAACAUGAUCGCCUUGGCAGGUAUGAUUGGAACCGGUCUCUUCCUCGGCUCCGGCAAGGUCAUCGCCAUUGCGGGCCCCGCCGGCGCUCUCCUGGCCUACACGCUCAUGGGCCUCGUGACUGCCGGCGUGGCGUACACGACGGGCGAGAUCACCGCCUUCAUGCCCCAUACCGGAGGGUUCGUUAGGCAUGCGACCAAAUUUGUUGAGCCGGCUCUUGGAGCGGCGACUGGAUGGAACUUCUGGUACACCAUGUCUAUCUCUGUUCCUGCCGAGAUCAGUGCCGCGGCCACGGUCAUUCAGUUCUGGAAUACGUCUGUCAAUCCCGGGGUCUGGAUCACGAUUUUCUUGGUUGUCAUUGUUGCCAUCAACCUUUGUGGCGUUCGCUUGUACGGAGAGUCCGAAGUCGUCUUCGCGUCACUCAAGAUCAUGCUCAUCAUCGGCCUCAUCAUUGGAGGGCUGGUCAUCAACCUCGGCGGAGGGCCCAAUCACGAACGUAUCGGGUUUCGGUACUGGCAGGACCCCGGCGCCUUCAAUUCGUACAUCAAGACCGGCGCGACUGGUAACUUUCUAGCCUUUUGGAAAGUCAUGCUGUCUGCAGCCUUCAGCUACGGCAACAUCCAAGUUGUUGCCAUCUCCGGAUCCGAGACUCGUGACCCAAGGAGAACUGUGCCGGGAGCGACCAAGAAGACAUUCUACCGCGUGCUGUUCUUCUACGUUCUUAGCAUAUUGAUCGUCGGCAUGCUUGUACCCUACAACGACCCGUCUCUCUCCCUGUCCACCGGCACUGCCCAACAGUCGCCCUUCGUGAUCGCCUUCCAGCGCUCCGGUGUCGCAGUUGUACCAUCAAUCAUUAACGCCGUGGUUUGCACAUCGGCCAUCAGCAGCGCUUCGGCGUGCAUAUUCAUCGCCUCGAGAACUAUGUACGGUCUCAGCGCCGACGGUCAUGCCCCAAAACUGUUGAUGCGAUGCAACCGGUUUGGGACCCCUCAUUAUGCUGUCGGGGUUACUUGCAUCCUGCUGCCGCUUGUCUACUUGAACGUCGCCAACAAUACGUCGGUCGUCUUCGGCUGGUUCGUCAACAUCACCACGGUGGCAGGGCUCAUUGGCUGGGCUGUCAUCGAGUUCACCUACCUUAGAUUCUUCGCUGCACUGAAGAAGCAGGGAUACAGUCGGCGUGACCUUCCAUACAGGAGCCCCCUCCAGCCUUAUACCGCGUGGGCAACACUGAUUUUGAUCUUGCUGAUUAUCAUAUUCUCUGGCUUCGAUGUCUUCGUCAAGGGACAUUUUACCGCAGAAGGGUUUCUAACCUGCUACCUCAACGUUGCCAUCUUCGCUGCGCUUUACAUCUUUUUCAAGUUCUUCCUGAGAUCCAAGGUCAUUCCGCUCUCGGACAUGGAUCUCCAGAGCGAAUUCACUUCGAUGCGGGAGGAACAGGAAGUGCUAGAGGCAGAGGGUGGGAGGGAGAAGAAAUCUAUCAUCCACAGAGUCCUGCACGCUUUUUAA
Molecule: messenger RNA, 1632 nt
Organism: Thyridium curvatum
Lineage: Eukaryota; Fungi; Ascomycota; Sordariomycetes; Thyridiales; Thyridiaceae
Exons: 8
Coding region: 1-1632 (543 amino acids)
Biological process (GO): amino acid transmembrane transport
Cellular component (GO): membrane
Molecular function (GO): amino acid transmembrane transporter activity
Source: RefSeq, a predicted model, not a curated record